This is a messenger RNA of Nerophis ophidion (straightnose pipefish), 9097 nucleotides long. Its product is annotated as choline transporter-like protein 1. Gene Ontology annotation, biological process: transmembrane transport. The coding region runs from base 322 to 2265 and encodes 647 amino acids. The transcript has 16 exons. The record is from RefSeq and is a predicted model, not a curated record. Gene Ontology annotation, molecular function: transmembrane transporter activity. Gene Ontology annotation, cellular component: membrane. NCBI's taxonomy places the organism in Eukaryota, Metazoa, Chordata, Actinopteri, Syngnathiformes, Syngnathidae.
CCAUGGGAACACUUCUUCCGCGUUGAUCUCAGGGAGUGACGGAUGUUGCUAACUUUCUGCUCCGAAGUGGAUUAUUACUCUACUAACUUCACUUUCUGCUCCAAAGUGUGAUUGUUACUCUACUAACUUGACUUUCUGUUACAAAGUGUGAUUGUUACCGUACAAAGUGAAGUGGUGCUAAGUUAUUGCGGCGUGCUAGUCAGUCAUGUGUGAGUGUGACGUCAGAGAGUAAAGACUUGGAAAAAGAAGACAAACUUAAGUUGAAGUCCAGAAAAACCACUAAAGUUUCCUUUUUCAUCUCGCGACAUCUUAUGUUUGAUCAUGGGAUGUUGUAGCAGCACUGAGAGCAAACGGGACUGGAACCCACUACAGGAUCGGAGCUGCACGGACAUCCCAUGGCUCAUCUUUUUCAUCCUCUUCUGCGUGGGCAUGGCUUGCAUUUGUGGCUUCACCAUCGUGACCGGAGCUACCACACGGCUCGUCUACGGAUACGACAGCUACGGUAACGUCUGUGGUCACAACAACACCAAGAUCCAGGGUGUGGAACUCAGUGGCCGGAACAUGCUCGACAACAAGUAUGUGUUUUUUCUGGACCCCUGCAACAUUGACUUCAUUAACAGGAAGAUGAAGAGCAUUUCCUUGUGUGUAGCAAAGUGUCCUGAAGCCGAACUGAAGACACACAAUGAUUUAAAGCAGUUUGCUCUGAAUAAUGGCUCUGCGCUCUGCAGCUAUGAUAUUUCUCCAUCAAGAUAUCCCAGCCACUCGGAACGACUUACUAAAUGUCCCAAGCUCCCUGUUUCACGGAGUAAGUCCGUGUCGCUGUCCCAUCGCUGCGUCCCAGUGAACAUCAGCUGCUACGCAGAGCUGGCCCUCUCCUUCUUCAACUUAGUCAGUGACAACAACGUGGUGCAGCGAGUGGUGGCGGGCGUGCUGGCCAGCAAGGACAUCAUUGUGGGACUCUGCGUGCUGUCCUUAGUUCUCUCCUUGCUGAUGAUGGUGGUCAUCCGCUACAUCUCCAAAGUGAUGGUGUGGAUCAUCACUAUCCUCACCGUCAUUGGCACCAUAGCGGGAACAGGCGUCCUCUGGUGGUUGUACGCCGACCACAGGAAAGCGCUGAAAAACAACACCGCCUCGGUGUUUGGGAGAGAAGUGGCAAGUGACAACGUGAAGGCACUCCUGGUGUACGCCAUCUUUGCUACAGUAUUCACGGUGGUUCUCCUGCUAGUCAUGGCCAUCAUGAGGAAGCGGGUGGCGCUGACAAUUUCGCUGUUCCAUGUUGCCGGAAAAGUCUUCAUCCAUAUCCCUCUGCUGGUCCUGCAGCCUUUUUGGACCUUCCUCUGCCUCAUGCUCUUCUGGGUCUACUGGCUGGCUGUGCUCCUGCUCCUCGGCAUGUCAGGAAGCGCGGUGAAGAACAACUCCACCAACCUGGUGGAAUACCAGAUAAGCGGACCUGCUCAGUACUUGGUGUGGUAUCACGCUGUGGGGCUGAUUUGGAUCAGCGAGUUCAUCUUUGCCUUCCAGCAGAUGAGCAUCGCCGGUGCUGUGGUCACCUACUACUUCACAAGGGAUAAAUCUCGCUUGCCGGCCACUCCCAUCCUGUCCGCCAUGCUUCGAACUCUGCGCUACCACCUGGGCACUCUGGCCAAAGGCUCCUUCAUCAUCACGCUGGUCAAGAUCCCUCGCAUCAUCCUGAUGUACAUUCACAGUAAACUGAAAGGAAAAGAGAACGCGUGUGCUCGCUGCCUGAUCAAAUGCUGCGUGUGCUGCUUGUGGUGUCUGGAGAAGUGUCUGGCCUACUUGAACCAAAACGCCUACACGGCCACGGCCAUCAACAGCACCAACUUCUGCACCUCGGCACGCGACGCCUUCACCAUCCUGGUGGAGAAUGCUCUGCGAGUGGCGGCCAUCAACACCGUGGGCGACUUUGUUCUCUUUUUGGCCAAGGUGCUGAUCGUGGCCUGUUCGGCCUUUGCCGGCGUGCUGGCGCUCAACUACCAGAGGGAGUACACGGUGUGGGUGCUUCCUCUCCUCAUCAUCUGCCUCUUCGCCUACAUGGUGGCCCACUGCUUCCUCUCCGUCUUCGAAAACGUGGUGGACGUCCUCUUCCUGUGCUUCGCCGUCGACUCCAAGUACAACAAUGGCAGUCCUGGACGGGAAUACUUCAUGGACAAGUCUUUAAUGGAGUUUGUUGAAGAGAGCAGGAAGAGCGCUCGCCACAAGGCGGAGGACGGCAGCGGGCGGGAGAUGAAGCCUAUGGCUCAGUGAAGCGGCCGCUAGAGGGCGCUCCCAGUCCAACACGUGGUGUAAGGCCAGUCCGAGGAACACAGCUGUCGGCUAUAAGCAUUUAGCUAACUAUUCACUCACCUGGGCUAGCAUGACUGCUAAUUGCUGCUCACCUGCCACAGACAAACAUCAACGCCACUCAUCUCAUUUCUCCUGUUUGGCUUCAAUUUCAUUUGUAAUUCUAAGAAAUACUGACUUUUUUAUCUUAUAUAUCUUUUUGGAAACCACUAAUUGUAACAAAGUCUUGUUGUUGGACUUUUAAUGUGCAUGACGGAGAGCAGCGUUGCAGGGGAACUUUGUCUACUGUUCACAAUCAUUAGGAGAGACAAGCAAUGCAGCUAAUCUUAGCAAUCAAUUCUACAUCUAAAUCUCUUUCAAAAUGCAUUCAAUAACCGUCAACAAUACCUCAUUUUUGUUGUGUAACAUCCACAACUGUCAACUAUACUUCAUGUAUAUUGUGUAACAUGUAUAACUGUCAACUAUACUUCAUUUAUGUUGUGUAACAUGUAUAACUGUCAACUAUACUUCAUGUAUAUUGUGUAACAUCUACAACUGUCAACAAUACCUCAUUUUUGUUGUGUAACAUCCACAACUGUCAACUAUACUUCAUUUAUGUUGUGUAACAUCCACAACUGUCAACUAUACUUCAUUUAUGUUGUGUAACAUCUACAACUGUCAACUAUACUUCAUUUAUAUUGUGUAACAUCCACAACUGUCAACUAUACUUCAUUUAUGUUGUGUAACAUGUAUAACUGUCAACUAUACUUCAUUUAUGUUGUGUAACAUCCACAACUGUCAACUAUACUUCAUUUAUGUUGUGUAACAUCCACAACUGUCAACUAUACUUCAUUUAUGUUGUGUAACAUCUACAACUGUCAACUAUACUUCAUUUAUAUUGUGUAACAUCCACAACUGUCAACUAUACUUCAUUUAUGUUGUGUAACAUGUAUAACUGUCAACUAUACUUCAUUUAUGUUGUGUAACAUCCACAACUGUCAACUAUACUUCAUUUAUGUUGUGUAACAUCUACAACCGUCAACUAUACUUCAUUUAUGUUGUGUAACAUCCACAACUGUCAACUAUACUUCAUUUAUGUUGUGUAACAUCUACAACUGUCAACUAUACUUCAUUUAUAUUGUGUAACAUCCACAAUUGUCAACUAUACUUCAUUUAUGUUGUGUAACAUGUAUAACUGUCAACUAUACUUCAUUUAUGUUGUGUAACAUCCACAACUGUCAACUAUACUUCAUUUAUGUUGUGUAACAUCUACAACUGUCAACUAUACUUCAUUUAUGUUGUGUAACAUCCACAACUGUCAACUAUACUUCAUUUAUAUUGUGUAACAUGUAUAACUGUCAACUAUACUUCAUUUAUGUUGUGUAACAUCUACAACUGUCAACUAUACUUCAUUUAUGUUGUGUAACAUGUACAACUGUGAACUAUACUUCAUUUAUGUUGUGUAACAUCUACAACUGUCAACUAUACUUCAUUUAUAUUGUGUAACAUGUAUAACUGUCAACUAUACUUCAUUUAUGUUGUGUAACAUGUAUAACUGUCAACUAUACUUCAUUUAUGUUGUGUAACAUCUACAACUGUCAACUAUACUUCAUUUAUAUUGUGUAACAUGUAUAACUGUCAACUAUACUUCAUUUAUGUUGUGUAACAUGUAUAACUGUCAACUAUACUUCAUUUAUGUUGUGUAACAUCUACAACUGUCAACUAUACUUCAUGUAUGUUGUGUAACAUGUGUACUAACAAACUGUAGCAACAUUGUUAUUGCAAGAGCCAACACGGGGGAACUCUUUCUGCUAGCUGUGAGAGCUAACUACGGAAAGAGAUAAGCUAUCUUCUAGGUGAGCACAAAACGCACACAAUGAGAUAGAACACUAAUAUGUAGUGAGUGAAAAACAUGAACAAUCAUAUUACAGUAUCUUUGGUCCAUGCUUUUUCCCGUUUUAUUUGGGUAAGCACUCCAUUUAUGUUGAAAUAGCUUCCUUUCAAUUUCCGCAAUUACAACGCCAGUGACUUUCACCUCACUCUCUCGGCUUCCGUCUGCUCCGACGUCUCACUCUUCCUUCGUGCUGGCUUCUAGAAGCAGUAGUUCCUCUUCUGUAUAUUCAGCUUAAAAAAGAUAAGCUUGUGCAUCCAUGGACAGUUGUACAAUUGGUCCGCAUUUUUUCCCGUUUUAUUUGGGUAAGCACUCCAUUUAUGUUGAAAUAGCUUCCUUUCAAUUUCCGCAAUUACAACGCCAGUGACUUUCACCUCACUCUCUCGGCUUCCGUCUGCUCCGACGUCUCACUCUUCCUUCAAGCUGGCUUCUAGAAGCAGUAGUUCAUCUUCUGUAUAUCCAGCUUCUAAAAGAUAAGCUUGUGUAUCCAUGGACAGUUGUGUGUCUGGUCAAUGUUUUUUUUUCCUGUUUUAUUUGGGUAAGCACUCCAUUUAUGUUGAAAUAGCUUCAUUUCAAUUUCCACAAUUACAAAGCCAGUGACUUUCACCUCACUCUCUCGGCUUCCGUCUGCUCCAAAGUCUCACUCUUCCUUCAAGCUGGUUUCUAGAAGGAGUAGUUCGUCUUCUGUAUAUUCAGCUUCUAAAAGAUAAGCUUGUGUAUCCAUGGACAGUUGUGCGUUUGGUCAGUGUUUUUUUUUUCCUGUUUUAUUUGGGUAAGCACUCCAUUUAUGUUGAAAUAGCUUUGUUUCAAUUUCCACAAUUACAACACCAAAGUGACUUUCACCUCACUCUCUCGGCUUCCGUCUGCUCCGACGUCUCACUCUUCCUUCAAGCUGGCUUCUAGAAGCAAUAGUUCAUCUUCUGUGUAUUCAGCUUCAAAAAGAUAAGCUUGUCCAUCCAUGGACAGUUGUGCAAUUUGUCCGUGUUUAUUCCCGUUUUAUUUGGGUACGCACUCCAUUUAUGUUGAAAUAGCUUCCUUUCAAUUUCCACAAUUACAGUUCCAGUGACUUUCACCUCACUUUCUCGGCUUCCGUCUGCUCCGACGUCUCACUCUUCCUUCCUGCUGGCUUCUAGAAGCAGUAGUUCCUCUUCUGUAUAUUCAGCUUCAAAAAGAUAAUCUUGUGUAUCCAUGGACAGUUGUGUGUCUGGUCAAUGUUUUUUUUCCUGUUUUAUUUGGGUAAGCACUCCAUUUAUGUUGAAAUAGCUUCAUUUCAAUUUCCACAAUUACAACGCCAGUGACUUUCACCUCACUCUCUCGGCUUCCGUCUGCUCCAAAGUCUCACUCUUCCUUCAAGCUGGUUUCUAGAAAGAGUAGUUCGUCUUCUGUAUAUUCAGCUUCUAAAAGAUAAGCUUGUGUAUCCAUGGACAGUUGUGUGUCUGGUCAAUGUUUUUUUUCCUGUUUUAUUUGGGUAAGCACUCCAUUUAUGUUGAAAUAGCUUCCUUUCAAUUUCCGCAAUUACAAAGCCAGUGACUUUCACCUCACUCUCUCGGCUUCCGUCUGCUCCGACGUCUCACUCUUCCUUCGUGCUGGCUUCUAGAAGCAAUAGUUCAUCUUCUGUAUAUCCAGCUUCUAAAAGAUAAGCUUGUGUAUCCAUGGACAGUUGUGCGUUUGGUCAGUGUUUUUUUUCCUGUUUUAUUUGGGUAAGCACUCCAUUUAUGUUGAAAUAGCUUCCUUUCAAUUUCCGCAAUUACAAAGCCAGUGACUUUCACCUCACUCUCUCGGCUUCCGUCUUCUCCGACGUCUCACUCUUCCUUCAAGCUGGCUUCUAGAAGCAGUAGUUCAUCUUCUGUAUAUCCAGCUUCUAAAAGAUAAGCUUGUGUAUCCAUGGACAGUUGUGUGUCUGGUCAAUGUUUUUUUUCCUGUUUUAUUUGGGUAAGCACUCCAUUUAUGUUGAAAUAGCUUCCUUUCAAUUUCCGCAAUUACAAAGCCAGUGACUUUCACCUCACUCUCUCGGCUUCCGUCUGCUCCGACGUCUCACUCUUCCUUCAAGCUGGCUUCUAGAAGCAGUAGUUCCUCUUCUGUAUAUUCAGCUUAAAAAAGAUAAGCUUGUGCAUCCAUGGACAGUUGUACAAUUGGUCCGCAUUUUUUCCCGUUUUAUUUGGGUAAGCACUCCAUUUAUGUUGAAAUAGCUUCCUUUCAAUUUCCGCAAUUACAAAGCCAGUGACUUUCACCUCACUCUCUCGGCUUCCGUCUUCUCCGACGUCUCACUCUUCCUUCAAGCUGGCUUCUAGAAGCAGUAGUUCCUCUUCUGUAUAUUCAGCUUAAAAAAGAUAAGCUUGUGUAUCCAUGGACAGUUGUGUGUCUGGUCAAUGUUUUUUUUCCUGUUUUAUUUGGGUAAGCACUCCAUUUAUGUUGAAAUAGCUUCCUUUCAAUUUCCGCAAUUACAACGCCAGUGACUUUCACCUCACUCUCUCGGCUUCCGUCUUCUCCGACGUCUCACUCUUCCUUCAAGCUGGCUUCUAGAAGCAGUAGUUCCUCUUCUGUAUAUUCAGCUUAAAAAAGAUAGGCUUGUGCAUCCAUGGACAGUUGUGCAAUUGGUCCGCAUUUUUUCCCGUUUUAUUUGGGUAAGCACUCCAUUUAUGUUAAAAUUGUUUUGUUUUAAUUUCCACAAUUACGAAGCCAAAGUGACUUUCACCUCACUCUCUCGGCUUCCGUCUGCUCCGACGUCUCACUCUUCCUUCGUGCUGGCUUCUAGAAGCAGUAGUUCCUCUUCUGUAUAUUCAGCUUAAAAAAGAUAAGCUUGUCCAUCCAUGGACAGUUGUGCAAUUUGUCCGUGUUUUAUCCCGUUUUAUUUGGGUAAGCGCUCCAUUUAUGUUAAAAAUGUUUUGUUUUAAUUUCCACAAUUACGAGGCCAAAGUGACUUUCACCUCACUCUCUCGGCUUCCGUCUGCUCCGACGUCUCACUCUUCCUUCGUGCUGGCUUCUAAAAGCAGUAGUUCAUCCUCUGUGUAUUCAGCUUCAAAAAGAUAAGCUUGUCCAUCCAUGGACAGUUGUGCAAUUUGUCCGUGUUUUUUCCCGUUUUAUUUGGGUAAGCGCUCCAUUUAUGUUAAAAAUUUUUUGUUUUAAUUUCCACAAUUACGAGGCCAAAGUGACUUUCACCUCACUCUCUCGGCUUCCGUCUGCUCCGACGUCUCACUCUUCCUUCGUGCUGGCUUCUAAAAGCAGUAGUUCAUCCUCUGUGUAUUCAGCUUCAAAAAGAUAAGCUUGUCCAUCCAUGGACAGUUGCGCAAUUUGUCCGUGUUUUUUCCCGUUUUAUUUGGGUAAGCGCUCCAUUUAUGUUGAAAUUUUUUUGUUUUAAUUUCCACAAUUACGAGGCCAAAGUGACUUUCACCUCACUCUCUCGGCUUCCGUCUGCUCCGACGUCUCACUCUUCCUUCGUGCUGGCUUCUAAAAGCAGUAGUUCAUCUUCUGUGUAUUCAGCUUCAAAAAGAUAAGCUUGUCCAUCCAUGGACAGUUGUGCAAUUUGUCCGUGUUUUUUCCCGUUUUAUUUGGGUAAGCACUCCAUUUAUGUUGAAAUAGCUUCCUUUCAAUUUCCACAAUUACAAAGCCAGUGACUUUCACCUCACUCUCUCGGCUUCCGUCUUCUCCGACGUCUCACUCUUCCUUCAAGCUGGCUUCUAGAAGCAGUAGUUCAUCUUCUGUAUAUCCAGCUUCUAAAAGAUAAGCUUGUGUAUCCAUGGACAGUUGUGUGUCUGGUCAAUGUUUUUUUUCCUGUUUUAUUUGGGUAAGCACUCCAUUUAUGUUGAAAUAGCUUCAUUUCAAUUUCCACAAUUACAGUUCCAGUGACUUUCACCUCACUCUCUCGGCUUCCGUCUGCUCCGACGUCUCGCUCUUCCUUCGUGCUGGCUUCUAGAAGCAGUAGUUCCUCUUCUGUAUAUUCAGCUUAAAAAAGAUAGGCUUGUGCAUUCAUGGACAGUUGUACAAUUGGUCCGCAUUUUUUCCCGUUUUAUUUGGGUAAGCACUCCAUUUAUGUUGAAAUAGCUUCCUUUCAAUUUCCACAAUUACAGUUCCAGUGACUUUCACCUCACUUUCUCGGCUUCCGUCUGCUCCGACGUCUCACUCUUCCUUCCUGCUGGCUUCUAGAAGCAGUAGUUCCUCUUCUGUAUAUUCAGCUUCAAAAAGAUAAGCUUGUCCAUCCAUGGACAGUUGUGCAAUUUGUCCGUGUUUUUUCCCGUUUUAUUUGGGUAAGCACUCCAUUUAUGUUAAAAUUGUUUUGUUUUAAUUUCCACAAUUACGAGGCCAAAGUGACUUUCACCUCACUCUCUCGGCUUCCGUCUGCUCCGACGUCUCACUCUUCCUUAGUGCUGGCUUCUAGAAGCAGUAGUUCAUCCUCUGUAUAUUCAGCUACAAAAAGAUAAGUUUGUGAAUCCUUAUUUGUCCAAAAAUGGUAGUCUUCGUUGUCCGUUACCAAGUCUGUCAUGAUUGCAACACACUUGCAUUUUUUUUUUCCGGAAGAAGAAGCCGAAAGUGCACUGCUAUGGAAACAGUUAAUAUUGUUAAGAACGUGUCUGUUACUACAUGAUAUUUACAUGCAGUGUGUUUAUUGUUCAGAACAUGUCUGUUACUACAUGAUAUAUAUACAGUAUACUUGCAAAAAAGAGGUGUGUUCUUGUCUCAUAAUGAUUGUGAACAAUAGGCAACAUUGUAAAAAAAAAAGGUUCAAAAACUAUUGUUGACUUGGAUACUUAUUGUCUGAAGCUGAAAAUCACCAUAGGGCCCCUUCUAGUAUUAACCAGGGAGGAAACAUGCUUUAACAUCCAUCCAUCCAUCCAUUUUCUACCGUGUUUGCUUGUAUUUCCAGGACGCUUGGCAGUAAACUUUUGUCCAGAAUUGUUUUGCUAUUUCCAAUAAAAGCCACAAACGCCA